This is a messenger RNA of Nicotiana tabacum (common tobacco), 1655 nucleotides long. Its product is annotated as zinc finger CCCH domain-containing protein 25. The record is from RefSeq and is a predicted model, not a curated record. Gene Ontology annotation, cellular component: catalytic step 2 spliceosome; U2 snRNP; precatalytic spliceosome. Gene Ontology annotation, molecular function: metal ion binding; RNA binding. Gene Ontology annotation, biological process: mRNA splicing, via spliceosome. NCBI's taxonomy places the organism in Eukaryota, Viridiplantae, Streptophyta, Magnoliopsida, Solanales, Solanaceae.
CCUUUCGUCUUUUUCUCGACAAAAGCUACUCAAGAACCCCGCGGAUUAACAAGAAGGAAGCCAUUCUGCUGCUCAGCUUCUGUUUUUGACAAAAAGCCAAAAUCACGCCGUCGAUAAGAGGAUCCCUUAGGGUUUGAGGAAUUGGAAUACUGCGAUGAAUCCGUUGACGCUAGUGAAGCGUAUUCAGAAUAUUAAUGCAAAAGAAGCAUCUUUGGGGAUCUCAGAUGAAGCAUCCUGGCAUGCCAAAUACAAAGACUCAGCUUACAUAUUCGUUGGCGGCAUACCUUUUGACCUCACUGAAGGAGAUCUCCUUGCCGUUUUUGCUCAGUACGGAGAGGUUGUUGAUGUUAAUCUCGUUAGAGAUAAAGGUACUGGGAAGUCAAAAGGUUUCGCCUUUCUUGCAUAUGAGGAUCAAAGGAGCACAACUCUUGCUGUGGAUAAUCUAAAUGGUGCACAAAUUUUGGGGAGAAUAAUCAGAGUAGACCACGUUACCAAUUACAAAAAGAAAGAAGAAGAGGAUGAAGAGACAGAGAGGAAAAAGAGGGAGGAGCGAGGAGUCUGCCGUGCUUUCCAGAAGGGUGAAUGCAACCGGGGAGCUGCGUGCAAAUUCUCUCACGAUGAGCAGAGAGCUGCAAACACAGGCUGGGGUGCUGAGGAAGAUCGACAAUCUAAGAGAUGGUCGCAUGACGGGUUUGAGGAUUCUAAGAAGGAUAAGAAAUUUGGGCAAUUGAGUCGGCCUCCACGGCCUGAUCACCAGGAAAAGGUCAAAGUCUCUGAUAAAGAUCCAAGAAAUUCUAAAGCAAGAAUCAGUGAUGUAGAAAGGCACUACGAGCAGAGAGAUUUGAGUGCAAGAGAUCAUUAUAAGAUAGAUAUCGAGCAGCACAGGUCAGAGCUAAAAGGAAAGGAUGGUAAUUACAAAGAAGAUCUGGAUAGGUCACAUGUGGAGAGAAGAUCUAGGAGGUAUGAUGAUGUAGGGAACUCAGGGGAAGAUACUGAGAGAAAAUCAAGAAAGCAUGAUGGUGUACCGACCUCAAAGGGAUAUGAUAAUAGGAGAGAUGAAAGAAGAGAAAAAAGAUAUGAAUCUGAAUCUUAUCAUGCAGAAAAAAGAGAUAGCAGGGACUGGGACAAACGAGCUCGCCUCCACCGUGAUGGAAGAGAUGAAGAAGAUCGGAGCCAAAGACCACGUAGAUAAUGGUUGCCUGAUUUAGGACUUUAUCUCUAAGACUUGUGGAGGUACAUAGAUGACUGAAUCGUACUAAGUUUGCAACUUCAGUUCCAAUUCUGAGUACAAUGCCUUAUCUGACAGCCAGAGGUGAUCGCCUAGGUUAAAUGUGUUCGAUCACAUAGCUUAACAAUGUCGGCACCAGUUUGGUUGUUUUUUAUUGUGUGUGUGGGUUGGGGGGUGUUACAUCAAGAAGCUGUCUCAGAAAGGGACCACUUAGUGCUCAUAAGCAAAAGACCAUUUGGAAAGCACCCGAAUUUAGAAAUUCAUCACCCGAAAUCUCAAGACUCUUGUGUGCUGUACUAAACAAGGGAUUUUGGUUUUUAGCAUCUCAAAUAUUUCAGUUCAAUUACAUGUGCUUGCUGGAAGGAUACAAGUGCCCAUUUGCCCAUUUGUCUUCAUUUUGAAUUAAAAAAAAGCAAUUUUCAGAUCU